AUGAAACAAGAGAUUGAAGGUAAAGAAUAUUCAAAGACAAAACGUUCCAUUGUUACUUUAUCAUUAAUCACUUUGAAUAUUCUUUUGAUAAUAUUCUUAACCAUAACAAUAUGGUAUCAAAGACACGAAUUGGUAAAGUUAAAUGAAAAUAUUAAAAUAAUUAACAACAACCCAUCAUCAUUAAAUUUAAAUGAGGUGUUAGGUGUAGAUGAUGAUAAUGAUAAUAAUAGGAAAAAAAAAAGAAAACGACGACAGGUCAUGAUAAAUGAAGAUAAUGAAGUUGAAUAUCCAAGUGAAGGAAAUAAUAAUAAUAAACAACAAUCAUCUUCAAAAACUUUUUUUGCCCCUCUUUAUGCUGCUGUAACGGAGGAUAUUAUUGAUGAAAUAUGUAGUAGUAGAAAUAGAUUGAUACCAAAAAGUAAUGACCAAAAAAAGACUGAUAAUGUUAUUGUAAUGACUUUGGAUAAAGGUAAACAAGGACCACAAUACUCUCAAGACCAGUCUUUGAAUAUUAUAACAAAUGAGGAAAAAAAUAAAUAUAAAAGUUUGACAACAAAAAAAGAAUUAGAGGCAUUUAAAAAAAGUAAAACAUGUUCACGGAUCAUUGGAUUGGGCUUAAAAACAAUGCAUAGUGAAAGAAGAAUAACACAAAGUGGAAUUGUUAAAAAAGGUAAUUCAUGGUUUAUAACUGAAUUGUCAAUUGGAUAUACAGUAUUUGAAAUAACUCAUAAUAAUGGUAUAAUUGAUUUUAAUGAUCCAAAAGAAAUAUAUACACUUCCAUCACCUUUUGUUGGAUCUAAUCAUGCUUUUGAUGAGGUUAAAAAAAAUUAUUAUUAUAUUACUGAUGAUGGAAGUUAUAUAAUGAAAUUUAAUUUAAUUACAUUAAAAGGAAAUAAGAGUAAAAAAUAUCCUGUUAUUAUUAAUAAUAUUAAUAAUAAUUGGGAUAUUAAUAUUUAUUCACAAAUUAAUGGAACAUCAGCAUUACAUCUUGAUAGUGGAUAUUUAUGGAUGGUAUAUAAUAAAGAUAAAAAUAAUCAUUUAACAAUAAGUAGAAUAAAUAAAGAUACCUUAGAAGAAAUAAGAAGAAUAAGAUUAAAUAAAUUUGAUAGAAAAAUUGCUGGUAGUUUUAUUUCAUGUGGUAUAUUUUAUGUAAUUGAAUGUGAAGGAAUUCAAUGUAGAAUAUUAUCUGUUUAUGAUUUAAUUCAUGGAAAAUAUGUUUUAAGAAAAGAUAAAUUUAAUGUACUUGGACAUUGGAAUUCUUUUGGACUUAUAAAAUCAAUUUCAUUUGACAAUGAAAAAAAAACUUUAGCCAUUUUGGAUAAGGAUAAAAUAUAUACAAUUCACCUAAAAAUUAUUUAG
Strongyloides ratti is the source of this 1359-nucleotide messenger RNA. Its product is annotated as Olfactomedin-like domain-containing protein. The coding region runs from base 1 to 1359 and encodes 452 amino acids. Gene Ontology annotation, biological process: signal transduction. The record is from RefSeq and is a predicted model, not a curated record. The transcript has 3 exons. NCBI's taxonomy places the organism in Eukaryota, Metazoa, Nematoda, Chromadorea, Rhabditida, Strongyloididae.